AACUUCAACAUGGCCGAAGCAAGUAGCGCCAAUCUAGGCAGCGGCUGUGAGGAAAAAAGGCAUGAGGGGUCGUCUUCGGAAUCUGUGCCACCCGGCACUACCAUUUCGAGGGUGAAGCUCCUCGACACCAUGGUGGACACUUUUCUUCAGAAGCUGGUCGCCGCCGGCAGCUCUCCACUCCUUCAUUGGGACGGAAGUGCUGGUCCCCGCCUGCCCUCUGGUGGACAGUCUGUGAAACAGGCCUUCAGUUGGGCGGCGUGCAGGUUACCACAGGGGAGGAAGGAGGAAAUCUCUGACAUCAAAGAGGAGGGGAACCUAGAAGCUGUCUUGAAUGCCUUGGAUAAAAUUGUGGAAGAAGGCAAAGUCCGCAAAGAGCCAGCCUGGCGCCCCAGCGGGAUCCCAGAGAAGGAUCUGCACAGUGUUAUGGCACCCUACUUCCUGCAGCAACGGGACACCCUGCGGCGCCAUGUGCAGAAACAGGAGGCCGAGAACCAGCAGCUGGCAGAUGCCGUCCUGGCAGGGCGGAGGCAGGUGGAGGAGCUGCAGCUACAGGUCCAGGCCCAGCAGCAGGCCUGGCAGGCUCUACACAGAGAACAGAGGGAGCUGGUUGCUGUGCUGAGGGAGCCUGAGUGAGGAGACCGCCAGCCCCAGAAGCAGAGGGCAGUCAAGGUCAAGAGCCUGUGGUCCAGCAUGCCUGGCCUGGGCGGGCUACCUCUGAGAACGGCUGAAAUGGUGCCCAGUCCAUCAGCAGUGAUGGAAUUUGCUGGAGGACUAGGCCAGAGCAAGCCUCACUGCCACUGUGCCUUUGGGGCACCCUUGGGGUUGGACAUACACCCCCUUUAGAUUCCUCUGUUUCUUCUACCUGGAUAAUUCUUGGCCAUGUUCUCUCUUCUCUAGGUUCAGGUCAGCUCUGCCCCUCCGCCCCCCUCCUGCUGGUUCCCCAGCCCUUUUCCCUGGCCCUGGCUUGGAGAAUCUGUUUUCAAUCUCCACUGAUUGCCCCCUUGCUGGCCAGCCCAGGGGCCUUUACCAUGUUCUCUCCACAUCCGUAAAUAAACUUCCUUCACUACACUGUAA
Messenger RNA from Homo sapiens (human), 1074 nucleotides. RefSeq names its product polyamine modulated factor 1 (gene PMF1). The transcript is spliced from 5 exons. The record is from RefSeq and is marked validated. Gene Ontology annotation, cellular component: MIS12/MIND type complex; nucleus. Lineage: Eukaryota; Metazoa; Chordata; Mammalia; Primates; Hominidae. Gene Ontology annotation, biological process: positive regulation of DNA-templated transcription. The coding region runs from base 10 to 633 and encodes 207 amino acids.